This is a messenger RNA of Hyla sarda, 822 nucleotides long. Its product is annotated as taste receptor type 2 member 40-like. Lineage: Eukaryota; Metazoa; Chordata; Amphibia; Anura; Hylidae. Gene Ontology annotation, molecular function: G protein-coupled receptor activity; bitter taste receptor activity. Gene Ontology annotation, biological process: sensory perception of taste; detection of chemical stimulus involved in sensory perception of bitter taste; G protein-coupled receptor signaling pathway. The transcript is spliced from 2 exons. The record is from RefSeq and is a predicted model, not a curated record. Gene Ontology annotation, cellular component: membrane. Bases 1 to 822 code for a protein of 273 amino acids.
AUGGCUAUAAGCACAGUGAUCGGAUUGUUUACUAAUUCCUUUAUCAUUGUGGCUCAUGGGAUGGACAGAGCCAAAGGUAGAAAUAUUAAUCCAAGAGAAUUGAUCCUGUCUACACUGGGUCUCUUUAAUAUUGCCUACCAAUUUAGCAUGGUAGCUAAUGACAUUGUUCUGUACCUUUGGAGUGAUCUCUAUUUCUCUGACAAUGUUUAUACCAUCUUCUCCAUUCUUCUGCUCUUCACCAUUUUCUCCAGCUUCUGGUUCACUUUCUGCCUCUGUGGUUUCUACUACGUAAUGCUUGUUAAAUUUGAGAAAACCUUCUUAAUGCGUCUAAAGCAAAAUAUCUCUGAAGUAGUCCCUCGGAUGCUCUUGUCUUCUGUGGUCUUGUCACUUAUAAUUAGUGUUCCGGUGGCAUGGAAUAUAAAGAAGGAAGACUAUAGUACUCAUUUCAGUGAAAAUGUCACUGACAACUCCACUGUCCAGGGUGCACCUCACAUGAGUCUUCAGUACCUGCUGGUCACCAGUAUAAUUGGUUGCUGUAUACCUCUCAUAUUGGUUGCCAUUUCAAAUAUUCUUAUUAUAAAAACUCUAUGUCUCCAUGCAAAGCACCUUGGGAAAAACACAGGUGGAAUGAGUGUGCAAAGUGUGGAGGCAAGUGUAUCUGCAGCUCGCACAGUUUUUCUUUAUGAAUCUGUAAGUAAAAAUGUAGCUUUAAAUCAUGAAAUGCUGUAUUUUGAGAAGUGUUCUACUUUAGAAUCAUUGCUUGUAGGGGAGAACCUAGUGUCUCAAUGGAGCACCAUACACAGUGGGCACACGACACAAUGA